Panicum virgatum (switchgrass) is the source of this 885-nucleotide messenger RNA. RefSeq names its product bifunctional adenosine 5'-phosphosulfate phosphorylase/adenylylsulfatase HINT4-like. Lineage: Eukaryota; Viridiplantae; Streptophyta; Magnoliopsida; Poales; Poaceae. Gene Ontology annotation, molecular function: catalytic activity. The record is from RefSeq and is a predicted model, not a curated record. The transcript has 6 exons. The coding region runs from base 163 to 669 and encodes 168 amino acids.
AAAAAAAAACGACUGACAACACGUCGGCGGCAUCCCGGACCCCCGAUCCGGCCGCCGCGUCCCGGAGCAGUGCUGCUGAAUCGGUCAAGUCCGGCCACCCCGCGUCGGGCGGCGUCCCACACUCCCACCUAAUCCCGGAUCAACGCGCGCGCGGGAGGCGCCAUGCGGCAGACCUUCUGCUUCGGGGGCAGCCGCGUGGCGAGGAGGAUGUCGGAGCGGGCGCCCAUGGCCGACGGGUGCGUGUUCUGCGACAUCGCCCGCCGCGCCCCCAGCUCCACCACCGCCCUUCUCUACUCCGAUGACAGGGUCGUCGCGUUCCGGGACAUUAACCCGUCGGCGUUCAGGCACUUUCUUGUCAUACCCAUUGAUCAUAUACCAACUGUAAAUAGCCUCCGCAGGACCAAAGAUGAUCACCAGUUAGUCAGCCACAUGGUGAGGGUGGGGAAAGACUUGCUCAAUCAAGAUGCUCCCAAUUCUGAGGAACACAGGUUUGGGUUUCACCAGCCACCAUUUAAUAGUGUUGAUCACCUUCAUCUUCAUUGCCUGGCACUGCCAUUUAUGCCCAGUUGGAGGCAAGUAAAAUAUACCCCUCUGGGACCCUUAGGGGGUUUUAUUGAAGCUGAAAAGCUACUGGAAAGAAUAAAACCAGAAGCAGAAGUAUACAGUUAGCAUCCAUACUUUAACUCCUGCUUAUUUUGACUACUUUGUACUCUUCUUUCUUUUUCAUACACUAUAGUACAUGUUGUGCUUAUUUACACUAUUUCCUUUGUUUCUAAUCCAGUAUUCUCAUUUGUAUGUGUUCUUCUGGAAACUCGAAAUACUAGAUCUGGUAUUGUAGAACUGAAUGAGCCUAACCACUCUAGAGGUUGAACCGAGCUUUCAUUA